This is a messenger RNA of Paramecium pentaurelia, 1554 nucleotides long. Lineage: Eukaryota; Ciliophora; Oligohymenophorea; Peniculida; Parameciidae. The record is from the annotation of a GenBank genome assembly.
AUGAAUAUAUAUUGCCCUUUACAUAACAAUGAAAUAAUACAAAUUGAUGUUGAUAUCAAUACUCCUCUAGGAGAAAGAGCUGUUUGCAUAGAAUGCCCAUCCAAAAAUCGUGAGAAUAUUGCUAGAAUCUUACAGAAAUACAAGGAUGUUAAUAAGUCUAUUGUAGAUGAAAUAAGAUAACUAAAAAAUAUUUAAAUAAAUUCUUAAAAGGAUUUAAAAAAAAGAAUCUCUAACAUACGAGAUCACUUCAAUCUGCAAAUAAAUAAAAUAGUAGAUAAAAUGGAUAAUGAGAAUAACAAUAUUUUAAUUAAUUUAAUUGAGAAAGAAAAAGAGCUCUAAGUGCAUGAAGAGGAGUAGUUAACUUUAUCGAAAUUAUAAAAUAUUGCUUAAAUGGUAGUUCUAAGUGCUAAUAAUAUGGACCCAUUCAUUUCAUUUUCAGAAGAAUAUCAAUAAACAAUAAAAUCAAUUGAACUUAUUAAUUAGUAGUUAUCAACAGAAAUAGAAUAGUUACGUAUAAAUAUAUAGAACCAACUAAAUUAAAUAAGUGAGCAUCUUUUAACAUAUACAAGGGACUGUGUAAAAGAAAAUACUGUGAUCAACAAUGAAAGUUUAUAUAAAUCAUAGUUUAAGUGCAAAUAAUAAGUCAUUUAUUAAUUAGAUCAGAACUAUGAUACUUGUGCUUUUAAUGAUAAAUUAUUGUUUUUAACUAAUAAGAAUUAACAAAUGAUAGAUAUUUAUAAAUUGGAAGUAAAAGGGAUAUUUAAAAAAUUAUUAACAUCAUUAAAUGAUGUAAUUAGUUUAGGAUUAAACGAAUAGUAACUUUUUUUAAGAAGUUCUGAAAAUGGCAUUUCUAUUUACUAAAUAGAUAAUUCAUUUGUCUAAAAAUAAACUAUAAUUAGAACUCAAAAAGAUGAAGGAUGGAAUACAUGUAUGGUGUCAAUUGAAAAAAAAUAAUUUUUAAUUUGUGCUUAACCAUCUCCUAAGAUAAUAAUCUAUAUCAAAGAUUAAGAAAGUUAGAAAUGGUCUGAACAUUAGGUAUUAGAGGGUUUCUGUUGGCCUGUAUAGGAUUUGAGUUGUCAUCAUAUAACAAUGAAUAUAGUUAUAUGCACUCCUAAUAAAGAUAUAUUCGUUUGGAAGUAGACAGUAACUAAAAAUAAUUAAAUAAAAUGGGUGCCAUUAUGCGAUCCAAUUAAAAAGGCUCAUAUUGAUAGAAUUUAUAGUGUAAGUUGGGUUAAAACAGAUUAAUUUAUUAGUGGAGGAUUGGAAAUAAAAAAUUGGAAACAGGACAAAAGUGGUAGUUUCAUUAACAUCUAAAAAUUAGAAAAAUAUCAUAUAAUAUAAAGAUUGUGUUAUUUAAUAAAUCCUAACAUUGUAAUAGUUUAAGAAUAAGAUAACUGUUUAGAUAUCUGCUAUAUUGAUGAUAAGGAUUAGCUUGUUAAGUAAGACUCCAUAAAGGGAAACUAUAAAAUAAUUUCUGUAUCAUAAGGAUCAAGUUCAAUAGCUGUGAAUAAUGUUUAGAAUAAGAUGUUACAAAUAUUGAGAUUUUAUUAUUGA